AUGAGCCGUGGGGUGCGCGCACUGACAGCUGAAGGUUCUCCGCGAUGACGGACACUCCGAUGGCCCAGCAGCAGCAUCAUCAUCGGCAUCCGCAGCAUCCGCAACCCUGAGCGCUUAGCAACAGCAUCAGCACCCCCCAUCCAUCCUCCAUGCUCCAGCAGAGACGCGCAGAUCAAGCAGCGCCUGUCGGGUUUCUCUCUCUCCGUCCGCUGUCCUCCGCCAUCCUGCGCGAGUGAAGCUGUUUCUCUCCAGCAUCCGAUCGCCGUGUCCCGUCUCUCAUCUUCCAGGAUGUUCUCCGUCACACGGAUGCUGUCGAUGGUCCUCAUCCUGGGAAACGUAAUGCUCCAAUAUGUGUCAUCUCAAAACGCUGGGUUUGUGAAGUCGCCAAUGUCAGAGACUAAGCUCACGGGAGACGCCUUUGAGCUGUACUGCGACGUGAUGGGUAACCCAGUGCCGGAGAUCCAGUGGUGGUAUGCUGAUAUUAACCGGGCGGACUCCUUCAAGCAGCUGUGGGAUGGCGCCCGCAAACGCCGGGUGUCGAUCAACACGGCAUACGGUGCCAAUGGUGUCAGCGUGCUGGCCAUCUCACGCCUCACGCUGGAGGACGCCGGAGUCUAUGAGUGCCGAGCCAGCAACGACCCACGUCGCAACGACCUUCGCCAAAACCCGUCCAUCACCUGGAUCCGAACGCAAGCAACCAUAUCCGUGUUGCAGAAGCCAAGAAUCAAUGCUUCAGAUCAGGAGAUUGUGCAGCCUAAAACUGCACAGGAAGUGCCCAUCACUCUACACUGUAACCUCACCAAUUCGCACAGCAUGCACCAGGAAACAUUCUGGAUGAAGAACAAACAAGAAAUUCCGAACACACGGACCAAUCACAAAAACACAGAGUAUAAGAUUAAUAAACCAAGGGCAGAAGAUUCUGGCGAAUACAUGUGCGUUUACAUCUUUAAGUCGGCUCCAAAUGUCAGUGCUUCCAUUGAGGUCAAAGCUGCUCCUGAAAUCAUAGGCCACAAAAGAAGUGAGAACAAAAAAGAAGGGAAUAAUGCAACGCUAUACUGCAAAUCGGUGGGAUACCCACAUCCUGUCUGGAUGUGGCGUAAGAAAUUGGGCCGCGGAUCUUACAUCGACAUUGAUAACAGCACUGGCCGAUUUUUCAUCAUCAACAAACAUAAUUACACAGAGCUGAACAUCACCGGCCUGGACAUCAGCACAGAUCCGGGCGAAUACGUCUGCAACGCUUCAAACAUCAUUGGCUCGAAAGAGUCCAUGACCAUCCUGCGGGUGAGGAGUCAGCUCGCCCCGCUGUGGCCUUUUCUGGGCGUCUUAGCUGAAAUCAUCAUUCUGGUGGUCAUUAUCGUGGUUUACGAAAGGCGCAAGAGGCCAGACGAGGUUCUUGAUGAUGAUGAACCAGUUGCACCAAUAAAAACAAACUCCACAAACAACCACAAAGACAAAAAUGUAAGACAGCGGAAUACCAACUGAGCCGGUGGACCAACGUACUACAGAAGAAUUCUGAAGAUGAACAACUGCAUAUCCCGACUGUACAGACGUAUACAAGGAGAGGAGACGCUCAUGGCGAAUUUCAGUGAUGCAUAUCCUGCCUCACAAGGUGAAGAAAACAAAAACAAUGACACCAUUACAUAGGCAGAAAUGAACAAUAAAGUCUGUCUGUCUUUAUGUAUGCCUUAUUCAGGCUAAGGAUCUGUGUGAAUGCGUGGACACUGACCGAAUCAUUCUAAAAGUGACAAGGAUUUUUUUCCCCCGUGUGCUGUUAACUUUGAGUUUUUUUUAUUUUUUAUCAUGCCCUCCUGCUGCACUGAAUCAUGUUCAUAUCUACAUGUUGUCUUGAAUGCAUGCAAUAACAUAAUCAAAUAAGGUUCAAAUAUUGUUUUUCUAUUGUUACUUAUUACUUUGUGGUGUUGCAUCCAAUAACCAGUGUGUGUGUGUGUGUGUGUGUGUGUGUGUGUGUGUGAGGAAGUAUGUCAGCAUAUCAGCAUGUGUGAGUGUUUUUAAAGAAAUUGAAAUGGAUUAAAAAAAGUAACAAGUCACUGAGAACUUUGUACAGUUUAUCAUCCAAUAAAACAAUACUAAAAGGAGGUGUUUUGUCUUAAACUAGAAUGCAAGAACCUUGCAGAGCAGUAUUUAAUCAAAAAAAGCUGAUAUUGUAUUAAAUGACUAAAUGAAAUGAAUACAUGUAACAUUUAUUUUCUAGAGUAUUUUAGAUGUCUUGUACAUUGUGGUGCUGUAAAUGUUCAAAUAUUAUGAUAGCAUCUGUAAAAAGAAGAAAAACUAUCUUUUUUUUAAACCUCAAUGUCUUUCAAGUUUCUUUUUAGAGAAAUAUUAAUUCUUGUACAGCAUGGCUAUAAUCCUAUGCAAUAUGUAUUCAUAUAGAUCUACUGGCAAUUGUAAGGUGGGGCGGGUUUGUUUCAUUUCAGAGAGUAAUAAAAAAAGCUUUAAUAGGACAGGAACAAUAGGGGUGAUUUGCAUUUCAAAUGCACUGCUGUAGUUGCAUGUCAACUCCUGAUCAAUAUCAUAUCACAAUGACAAAGGACCAACAUUCAAGGGAGGAAGUGGGUGGAGCUAAAGCCAUUACAAACUAUGUGAAAACAAUUGUUUCCUUUUUCAGAAUAAAGG
This is a messenger RNA of Xyrauchen texanus (razorback sucker), 2634 nucleotides long. RefSeq names its product neuroplastin-like. The transcript is spliced from 9 exons. The record is from RefSeq and is a predicted model, not a curated record. The coding region runs from base 289 to 1482 and encodes 397 amino acids. Lineage: Eukaryota; Metazoa; Chordata; Actinopteri; Cypriniformes; Catostomidae.